AUGGAGACUGAAACAGUUGUAAUCAAGGUCAAGUACGGGCUUACAUUAAGGCGCUUCAAUGCUACUGUUGUAGAUCAGGGACUUGAUCUUAACAUGAAUGGACUGAGAGAGAAGAUUUUUUUGCUCUUUAACUUUGCUCUUGAUACUGAGCUCACUCUAACUUAUAUUGACGAAGAUGGUGAAGUGGUGACACUUGUGGAUGAUGAAGAUCUCUGUGAUGUGGUGAGGCAGGCCCUAAACCCUUUGAGGAUUACUGUGAAACUGAAUGCUGAAAAGAGCAGCAGACCAUAUGCUCAGUCAAGUGGAAGUUCUACUCCACAGAGAUCUUCUGGUGUCCAGCCACCAUUCCAAAAUUUGAAGUCUAAUAUCUCUGAAAUUUUGAAAUCAAUGCCAGAGAAUCUCUGUGAAACACUCACCAAGCUGUCCACUGAGUUUGAAUCUAGAGAACCAGGGAUAGCUGAGCUGGUUGAUGGCUUUUCAAAGAUGGGAUUGUCCUUCAUUAGUCAACUCUCAGACUCCCAAAUAUCUGGAAGCACCACAGAUGCUACAAAGACUAAAGAUGCAGAUUGUUCAAAUGUUGCUCCUGUCACAUCUAAGGACUUUACAACCAUAUCUGAAGAGCCAUCCUUGAGAAGCCACAAGGAUUUACCAAAACAUAAAUCAGAGCUGGUCCAAGAACGUGCUGAAGCAAUAAAGCGUGGUAAGGCAAUACUGGGAAGAGAUUCUCCAAAGGAGGAGAAUAAGACCAGUGCUAUUCGCCUCGGACUAAAGCCCAACAAUGUGGGUGGUUCCAAUAAAUAUCCUGAUUCUGUGGAAUGGUGCAGUCCCAAUGGCAUAAAAAAUGCUUUUCACAGUGUUAUUGGGAAGUCACGUGACUCACAUCUUGAUCCUAGCUUCAUUUUUGAAUGUCCAUUUGCUGGGAUGCCUUUGAGAUAUUACUUUGAUAUGCCACCUCAAUCUGGUUCUCAUGGAUUCCGGUUCAAAAGGAGCAAUAGUCCGAGUGACUGCAAUUCUGUUAUCUUCCAUAGAGGUGUCCACUGUGAUGGUUGUGGGGUUCAUCCAAUAACCGGCAUUAGGUUCAAGUCUAAAGUGAAAGAGAACUACGACCUGUGCAGCAUUUGCUUUGCAAAACUGGGAAAUGAAACUGACUACAUCAGUAUUGACCGUCCAGUGGUUUAUCGGCACUCUUCUUUCAGCAGGCCUCGUCACUCUCAUGAGCAUCCGCCAAAAAUACGUCAAGUCUUCAGGGGCUGCAAAGUUGGUGCACCUUUGAAGCUAGACAGUCGCUUCAUUCAGGAUGUGAAUAUCAUGGAUGGUACUAUUAUGGCGCCCUUGACUCAAUUUAGCAAGAUUUGGCGGAUGAGGAACAGUGGCACUCUUGUGUGGCCACAGAACACAAAACUUGUAUGGAUUGGAGGGGACAGAUUAACUGAUGCGUGUUCUGUUGAGAUCGAGAUUCCGGCAGCUGGUUUGGCUGUAGACCAGGAGCUUGAUGUUGCAGUGGACUUUGUUGCCCCUGAACUUCCUGGCCGCUAUAUCUCAUAUUGGAGGAUGGCCUCACAUUCUGGCCAAAAGUUUGGGCAACGUGUUUGGGCUGUUAUUCAGGUGGAUACUCCUCUGACGGAGCCAUUACAUGAAAUUGUUCCUGGCUUGAACCUAAACUUGCCUCCCGUCAGCAAUGGCCCAACAGGUCCUGAAAUUAUAAAUGAGGAUGCUGAACCUGUAAUGGACAAGCGCCAUGAGCCUGACAACUCCAAAAAGACUGCUGAAAGGGCACAACCGGUAGUCGAGGUGCAGCUGAACAUUGAAAAGGAUGUGAAAUUCCCUAUUAAUAAUAGCUUGUUGGUUGGCAGUGUUGAGUCGAGCUCUGUUCCAUUAGCACCACCUUCUUCUGAUUUACAUCCUAUUAUCCAUCUAAAACCUACAUUGGCUCGUCCAGCUCCCUUUGUGCCUUCUGCUGCAUCGACUGUUGUUGUAAAUGCUCAUGCAUCUGCUCAAGAAGUUACGGAAAAGAAUGAAGUCGAGGAAAAACUCCUCAGGGAACUUGAGGAUAUGGGUUUCAAACAGGUUGAUUUGAACAAGGAGGUCUUGAGGACUAACGAGUAUGACUUGGAGCGAUCCUUGGAUGAUCUUUGUGGAGUUUCUGAAUGGGAUCCUAUACUGGAGGAGCUGCAGGAGAUGGGUUUCCAGGAUACAGAAAUGAACAAGAAACUGCUGAAGAAGAAUAAUGGAAGUAUCAAGCGUGUAGUCAUGGAUCUUAUUACUGGAGAGAGAUAG
This is a messenger RNA of Fraxinus pennsylvanica, 2277 nucleotides long. The record is from the annotation of a GenBank genome assembly. Lineage: Eukaryota; Viridiplantae; Streptophyta; Magnoliopsida; Lamiales; Oleaceae.